AACUGUUCUCACCCCAAGAUGAAGAAGGAUGCUGUCAUGCUGAGUGCCCCUCACACACACUAGUCUGAGCAUUCCGGCAACGAUUACUCCCUCUUUAUUCUCAAGUCCAUCAUUUAUGACAGCAUUAUAUCAAACGUGAUCCGUUCCGUUAUAGCUACAUUAUAGAAGAUAUACAGGUGGCACUGCAGCUGCUGUGCUACUCUGUGUAGUGGCGACACUUGGCUAACUAACGUUGGCUAAUUGCCCUUGCUGCUGCUGCUGCUGCUGCUGCUAUUGUUUGUUGUUGCAGUUUCUCAUCAAACAAAUCACAGAUGUUGUAGAUCAAGCUCUUUAAGUUUUUCUCUUGCAGACUGUCGUUGUGUCAAUACUUGUUGAGAGGCAGUGUGGCAGUGAGCUAGGAGGUGAAUGCAGUCAAGCUUUUCUGAAACACUGGGGUUGUUGGUGUGGCCAAAUUUUCCCUGGAUUUGACUGGUAAAUUCAGAAGACUGAAGCCCAGGCUCACAGUCUACCUUUCACGGAGGCCCAGCCGUGAGAGGACUGAGGAAGGCACGUGGCGGAUCAUGACGGCCGACAAAGAAAAGGAGCGGGAGAAAGAGCGGGACAGAGACAGAGACAAGGACCGGGACAAGAGAGAGGCUGGUAAGUCCCGCCGGCAGGACGGGGACCGGGGUGACCGUGAGAGUGAGAGCUCAAGGCCCCGACGCAGCUGCACACUGGAGGGCGGGGCCAAAAACUAUGCAGAGAGCGAUCACAGCGAGGAUGAGGACAACGAAAAUGGCAGCACAGGUGGAGGGAGCGGCACGGCUGAGGAUGGGGGCAAGAAGGGCAAGAAGAAGACACCUAAGAAGAAGUCACGCUACGAGCGCACAGAGAACGGAGAAAUCACGUCCUUCAUCACAGAAGACGAUGUUGUUUACAGACCCGGAGAUUGUGUGUACAUUGAAAGCCGGCGGCCCAACACUCCCUACUUCAUUUGUAGCAUUCAGGAUUUCAAGCUGAGUAAAAGGGACCAUCUGCUGAUGAAUGUGAAAUGGUACUACCGCCAGUCAGAGGUGCCUGACUCUGUCUACCAGCACCUGGUGCAGGAUCGCAACAAUGAGAACGAUUCUGGCCGGGAGCUGGUCAUUACAGACCCAGUGGUCAGGAGUCGAGAACUCUUCAUCUCUGACUAUGUGGACACUUAUCAUGCUGCUGCUCUCAGGGGGAAAUGCAACAUUUCCCAUUUCUCCGACAUUUUUGCUGCCAGGGAGUUCAAAGCCCGCAUCGACUCCUUUUUCUAUAUCCUCGGGUACAACCCAGAGACCAGCUCCUGUUUACAAUCGAGACGACAUGGCGUACGGAGCAAUGCUGCUCUGCACACAAAGCUCCAGCCACUCUGCUCACCUCUGCGACCAGCUGUGAUGUGUACACGCUGCUCGUCAUGGCGACUAAACAGCACACAAGGGGAAAUCCGAGUGGGACCCAGUCACCAAGCCAAGCUCCCUGAGCUGCAGCCUUUCCCCUCUCCUGGUGGCCAGGCCGUGACCGAGAACGAGGAGUUGGUCUGGAUGCCAGGGGUCAAUGACUGUGAUCUUCUAAUGUACCUCAGAGCCGCAAGGAGUAUGGCUGCCUUUGCAGGGAUGUGCGACGGAGGCUCAACAGAAGACGGGUGUUUAGCAGCCUCUCGAGAUGACACUACAUUAAAUGCACUUAACACUCUUCACGAGAGCAGCUACGAUGCAGGAAAAGCUCUCCAGCGGCUGGUGAAGAAGCCUGUACCCAAACUGAUAGAGAAGUGCUGGUCUGAGGAUGAAGUGAAGCGCUUCAUCAAAGGGUUGAGACAAUUCGGCAAAAACUUCUUCAGGAUCCGGAAAGAGCUGCUGCCCAACAAAGAAACGGGAGAGCUGAUUACCUUCUACUACUAUUGGAAGAAGACCCCCGAGGCAGCGAGUUGUCGAGCCCACCGCAGACACCGCCGCCAGCCCGUCUUCCGACGCAUUAAGACGCGAACCGCUUCAACUCCUGUCAACACUCCCUCACGCCCCCCCUCAAGCGAGUUCUUGGACCUCAGCUCAGCCAGUGAAGAUGACUUUGACAGUGAAGACAGUGAACAGGAGCUGAAGGGCUACGCCUGCCGUCACUGUUUCACUACCACCUCUAAGGACUGGCACCACGGGGGCCGGGAGAACAUCUUGCUGUGCACAGACUGCCGUAUUCACUUCAAGAAGUACGGUGAGCUGCCCCCCAUUGAGAAGCCCGUGGACCCGCCACCAUUUAUGUUCAAACCUGUCAAAGAAGAAGAGGAUGGACUCAGUGGGAAGCAUAGCAUGAGGACCCGACGGAACCGAGGCUCGAUGUCAACGCUACGUAGUGGUCGUAAGAAGCAGACAGCCAGUCCUGAUGGCAGAGCCUCGCCUACCAAUGAGGAUCUGCGCUCCAGUGGACGUACCUCUCCCAGCGCAGCAAGUACUGACAGCACUGACAGCAAGACAGACUCCAUGAAGAAGCCCAGCAAGAAGAUUAAAGAGGAGGUUCCUUCACCUAUGAAGAGUGCCAAACGGCAGCGAGAGAAGGGAGCCUCAGACACAGAGGAGCCUGAGAGGGCCAGUGCCAAAAAGUCCAAGACACAAGAGCUGAGUCGAGCAGACUCACCCUCAGAAUGCGAAGGGGAAGGGGAAGGGGAGGGCGAGGGCGAGAGCUCUGAUGGACGCAGCAUCAACGAGGAGCUCAGUAGCGAUCCUAAAGACAUUGACCAGGACAACCGGAGCUCUUCCCCAAGUAUCCCCAGCCCCCGUGACAAUGAGAGUGACUCAGACUCAUCUGCCCAGCAGCAGCAGCUCCUGCAGAGCCAGCAUCCUCCAGUCAUCCAGUGUCAGCCAGGCACUUCAGCCUCCUCCUUGGCACCGCCUCCGCCAACAACCUCAGCCCCCUCACUUCCCCCGACAGCGUCCUCCAACUCUCUACCUCCCCAGCCCCUGCCCCAGGCAAGCCCGAUGACUCUUGUCCAGUCAGGAGCAUCCCUCCACCCUCAAAGGCUUCCCUCUCCACAUUCACCUUUGACUCAGGCUCCGCCUCCUGGCCUGCCAGUACCACCUCAGUCAUUACCCAGCUCGCAUCAUGGGCCUAUGCCUCCCAUGCCACAUCCACUGCAGCCUGGCCCCUCACACAUGCCGCACCCUCACUCCAUGGCCCCUCAGGGCUUCCCUUUGGGUCAGUCUCAGGUCCCACCCCUGCCAGUCUCUGGCCAAUCACAGCAGAGGCCGCACACGCCUCCUUCCCAGUCCCAGUCAUCUGCUCAGAGUGGAGGCCAGCCUCCCAGAGAGCAGCCACUGCCUCCUGCCCCAAUGUCCAUGCCUCAUAUCAAGCCCCCACCAACCACACCUAUCCCUCAGAUACCCAACCCACAGUCCCACAAACACCAACCCCACGUGUCGGCGCCUCCAUUCCCGCAAAUGCCUUCAAACCUGCCUCCACCUCCUGCACUCAAGCCCCUCAGCUCUUUAUCUACCCACCAUCCUCCAUCAGCACACCCACCUCCCCUACAGCUCAUGCCUCAGGGGCAACAGCUUCAGCCUCCACCAGCCCAACCUCCAGUUCUCACUCAGUCCCAGAGUCUCCCACAAUCAGCCAGCCACCAACCUCCUCCAGCUCCUCCUCUGCCAUCCUCCGCAGCAUCCUCACACCCCAACGGGCCACCGCAGUCGCCUUUCUCGUCUCAUCCUUUCAGUACAGUUCUACCUCCAACCGGCCCUCCCACAUCUUCAUCAAACUCAAUGCCUGGCAUACAGCCUCCAUCUUCCUCCGCGCCACCCUCCUCCAUCUCCAUGCCACUUCCUGCCUCGGUCAGUUGUACUGGCCCGGGCCCGGUACUCCCACCUGUACACAUCAAAGAGGAGCCUCUGGAUGAGACAGAAGAGCCAGAGAGCCCUCCACCCCCACAGAGAAGCCCCUCCCCAGAACCUACUAUCGUCAAUACGCCUAGCCAUGCCAGCCAGUCAGCACGGUUCUACAAGCACCUGGACCGGGGCUACAACUCAUGUGCUAGGACAGAUUACUACUUCACUCCACUGGCUUCAUCUAAACUGGCCAAGAAGCGAGAGGAAACUCUGGAGAAAGCCAAGAGGGAAGCUGAGCAGAAAGUAAGGGAAGAGAAGGAGAGAGAGAGGGAGAGAGAAAAAGAGCGAGAAAGAGAGCGGGAACGAGAAAAAGAAGCAGAGCGGGCUGCGAAAGCUUCCAGUUCCUCUCAUGAGGGUAGAAUGGGUGAACCUCAGAUGGCCGGACCCGCCCACAUGCGUCAGCCCUAUGACGGCCCCCCCACCACGAUCGCAGCUGUGCCUCCAUACAUUGGACCUGACACCCCUGCCCUACGCACUCUCAGCGAAUAUGCCCGACCCCACGUCAUGUCCCCCACCAAUCGAAACCACCCCUUCUUUGUGUCCCUCAACCCUGCAGACCCUCUGCUGGCCUAUCAUAUGCCCAGCUUGUACAAUGCUGACCCGGCCAUGCGGGAGCGCGAGCUACGAGAGCGGGAGAUGCGUGAGAGGGAGAUUCGUGAGAGGGAGCUAAGGGAAAGGAUGAAACCUGGUUUUGAGGUUAAGCCCCCAGAAAUGGACACACUUCACCCUUCCACAAACCCAAUGGAGCACUUUGCCCGGCAUGGGGCUAUCACUUUGCCCCCCAUGGCUGGCCAUCACCCUUUCGCCUCCUUCCAUCCGGGCCUGAACCCAUUAGAGCGUGAGCGGCUGGCCCUCGGUGGGCCCCAGCUGCGGCAAGAGAUGAGCUACCCAGAGAGGUUGGCUGCAGAGAGACUUCAUGCUGAGAGGAUGGCCACAGUGGCCAACGACCCCAUCGCCCGCCUACAGAUGUUCAAUGUCACGCCACACCACCACCAGCACUCGCAUAUUCACUCGCAUCUCCACCUUCACCAGCAAGAUCCUCUUCACCAAGGUGGUGGUGAAUGUCUUGUGUGUCCUCCAGGCUCUGGGGGCCAUCCCCUGGCAGUAGAUCACCUGGGGGCAGGACCUCACCUGGCUCGCUUCCCUUACCCGCACGGCGCCAUCCCCAACCCUCUCCUCGGCCAGCCGCCGCAUGAACACGAGAUGCUGCGCCACCCAGUCUUCGGUACUCCAUACCCACGCGACUUACAAGGUGGUCUGCCACCGCCCAUGUCCGCAGCCCACCAGCUGCAGGCCAUGCAUGCCCAGUCCGCUGAGCUCCAGAGGCUGGCCAUGGAGCAGCAGUGGCUCCACGGACACCAUCACAUGCACGGAGGACCACUGCCUGGCCAGGAGGACUACUACAGCCGGCUCAAGAAGGAAAGUGACAAGCAGCUGUAACCAGCAAAGUCGGGCAGCGACUGACAGGUGCAGGACAUGGGAAGUUGUUUCAGAGUUGUUCAUUCAGUUUUGAAUCACGAAAAAGGCCAAGUGGAUCGUCUGAGAAUUCUUCUGAUAUUUGGUUUUUGUUCCUGUCAGGGACUUUUUAUUAUACUUAUUUUUUUUCAAGACAUUGACUUUCUUUGGUAUAUAGCCAGUAGUGACAACUCAAGACUCCUGCAUGACAAGCUUUCCUGACAUUUUUUUGUAGGUGCUAGAACAAGACACUGUGCUUAUCAACAACAACAAAAAAGACAAGACUGGUCAGGCUGUUUAUGGAAAAAUAACAAGUGCUAUCUUAAACUCAACAUUUAUUUUAAUACAUUGUUGGAGUUUUUUUUAAAUAAUUUUAAGAAAAGCUACAGCAUGUUGUUUUUUGAGUCUGUAAAUAGUAUAUAUAAACAUAUAAUUAUUAUUAUAAUUAUUAUUAUUAUUAUUAUUACUAGGUGUGGACACCAAACCAAGUCUCCAAUAUAAUUGUUUUGAAGCAUUAUCCCUUGUUUCAGAGGGGAGCACCAUGGCAUUAUUUCAGCAGUUUCUGAGAGAGUUGUUGUUCUGUUAUAACGUUCCUCUGACAUCACUGUGUUAGAUUUAGUCCCACAUACACUAUGUAAACCAUAAACCUGUCACACCCACGUCCAUUCAUCAUACAACUUUGACACUCGGCAGGUGGUCAGAAUGUGUAAACCUAAUGUGUUGAGUUAAGGAUUUGAAACACUUGAAAGCCUUCUGUGGAGUGCACACUGACGCAAUGGAUUAAAGAGAAAACUAAAUUUUGCACUGGCAGAGUUACCUUGCGCUCCACUCAACUGGUUUUAUCCUUUUGUUUAAAUUAAUAUUUAAGUCAACACAUUGGAGUAAUACUUCAUUACUUUUUUGUUUUUACAGAGAAGGACUUUAAUUAGGAUUUUAAACUUUUGGAUGCCAAAAAACAUAUUUGGCUAACAUAUUUUAAAUUAACAGGACCUGAAUUUUAUCUUUGUUCACAAUGUCAGGAGGCUAACAGGACUUAAGGAUUGUUUUAGAUGCGUGAAUGGUUGUGAGUUGGUGCUAGUUGUGGGUGUCCCCUUUUCUACACCUGAUCCAGUCACCCAUGUUUGCUGCAAGGCUCAAGUCAGACUGAGUCAUCCUCCAACUAGACUGUAAUAAUGUUCACUGUGACACUAGAGGGGGGUUCUGCCGAAAUGUGGCAACCAUGAGGUAGAGGGUUGAUGAUUGUGUGUGUGCGUGCGUGUUUUCCUCACUAUGUUUUUGUAUGCCUUGGUUCCUUGGGAAUACACACACACAUUCCUGGGCCUCAGGAGCUGAUCGUGUGUGUGCCCCUGACCGAACAAGUUAUGUUGACCUGUCAUAACAGUGCACAUAUGCCCAAUAUGUCCUUUUUGUUUAUUUGUUUUUACUGUAGCCAUGACACGAGACAUGACAUUCUGCUUUUGUUCCAUGCACUAAUACUGUUUGACUGUCAUGGACAUUUAGAAAACUGUGGCUUUUUUAAAAUGUUCUUUUAACCAAAUGAAGAACCUGCACUUGCAUAUGAAAGUGUCCAUAUCUUUUCUUUGGAGCACUAUAAUUUACAUUUAAACGCUUGCAAACAUCAUCAAACUCCUGACCCCUUUUUUUUUAAAUCCCAGAAAGUAUUUGAAGCCCAACAAGAACCCGUCACUUUGUCUUGCCAUCUCCCACCGAUUCCUGUCUUUCUUCUGACGACGUACUCCUCAUCAUUACCUUGCCUCAUUUUCCUGACGAUUCCCUUGCCUUUUACUCCCUCUUUUUGUCUCCAAAACCUUUGAUGUUAAGUGUUGUCAAUGGUUUAGCUUCUUGUUUCAAAGCGGCAAUAGCAGAAUGUAAAUUCUGACUGCUAAGAUUUAUAUAUAUACUGGUAUCUUGAAGCUUAUUGUAUAUAUGAGUAGUCGCCAUGGGAUGACACAAUGUAAACAAAAAGUAGAAAUAAUAAAAAUUGUGAGUCCUGUGUUCUCUCCAUUUGAGUAUUUUGUAAUUUUUUUGAAAAAUUUGUGGAAUUAAAAUAAACGACUAAGUUACACCACAA
This is a messenger RNA of Etheostoma cragini (Arkansas darter), 7401 nucleotides long. RefSeq names its product arginine-glutamic acid dipeptide (RE) repeats a (gene rerea). Bases 561 to 5315 code for a protein of 1584 amino acids. The record is from RefSeq and is a predicted model, not a curated record. Gene Ontology annotation, cellular component: nucleus. Gene Ontology annotation, biological process: regulation of DNA-templated transcription. Gene Ontology annotation, molecular function: sequence-specific DNA binding; chromatin binding; transcription corepressor activity. NCBI's taxonomy places the organism in Eukaryota, Metazoa, Chordata, Actinopteri, Perciformes, Percidae. The transcript is spliced from 24 exons.